Danio aesculapii is the source of this 1017-nucleotide messenger RNA. RefSeq names its product class I histocompatibility antigen, F10 alpha chain-like. The transcript has 7 exons. NCBI's taxonomy places the organism in Eukaryota, Metazoa, Chordata, Actinopteri, Cypriniformes, Danionidae. Gene Ontology annotation, biological process: immune response. Gene Ontology annotation, cellular component: external side of plasma membrane. The record is from RefSeq and is a predicted model, not a curated record. The coding region runs from base 1 to 1017 and encodes 338 amino acids.
AUGCAGUCAGUAUUCCUCAUUUUUUCACUUGCACUUCCACUUGCGUCAUAUGAUUAUUCUCCUGUUUCUGGCUCUCACUCUUUAUGGAUAUUUGCAACACAAAUUAAAGGACAAACGCCAUUUCCUGAAUUGAGUUUUGUAGUGAUGCUAAAUGACAUCAGUGUUCUCUACUAUAAUGGCGAUACAGAUAGUUUUAUAGCAAGAGGAAACACAACAGCUGAAGAUGAUGUUUUUGAUCCAGACCUUCUCGAAAAUGUUAAACUGGAUAUAAAAUCAGAUUUUAUAUGUGCAUAUGCACAACAAAAGUUGACUAAAACUGAUGGUGUUUUUGCCAUUCAACUUCUGAUUAUGUGUGAGCGAAGGAAUGAUGGUGAACCAGGACAAAUGAUUGCACAAAAUGCUUUCGAAGGUUUCACUGUAAAUACGCUGCUAUAUGUUGACAAAAAUUUUACUUUCCAGACCAAAUUAAACAUCUCAACGGAAGAAAAAAAAACAAACUUUGAAAACCUCAAACACCGUCAUAAAACUCUAUACCAACCAUUCUGCUAUGAGACGCUCAAUGGUUACCUUGAAAAAAGGAAGAAUCAAGUCAAUAGAAAAGUGAAACCAGAAGUCAGACUCUUUCACAAGGCAAACUCAGACUCUGGAGGUUUUCAUGUGAGUUGUUUGGCGACAAGAUUUUACCCUCGUCACAUCAACCUGACCCUGUUGAGAGAUGGACAGCCUGUAUCUGAUCAUGAGGUCACUGGAGGAGUUCUGCUGCCCAAUGAAGACGGGACGUACCAGAUGAGGAAGAGUCUGGAGAUCAGAGACGAGGAGAUAGAAAAACACAAAUACACCUGCUCUGUUGAACACCUGGGCAUAGAAUGGCACAUUGAUUUGGCUGAACCUCACAGAAACCACAUAUGGAUUGCUGUUGCUGUUUCUGUCCUGUUGGUAUGUGCUAUAAUUGUUGCUUUGGCAAUGCUUAUUUGGAAGAGAUACCAAACAGCACGAGAGAGAGAAAGAGAAUACUGA